AUGGAUGUCCACCACCACGAUCUUACCGCCGGUACGAAGUGCGACGCAUCGCGCCAAAUGCGGGGAUUUUCCCCCCCCAGAAAAGUCAGUUUUCUGUCCUCGCCAUCUAACUCGUCUACGAUAACAUUCUUCAAGUUCCCUGCGGUUCUCGAUCUCUUUAUUCGUAUAGCUUCCGUCUUCGUCGUCAAGUUUAGCCUGCCGAAUCUCCGAUUCAACGCCAACAGUUUCCUGACUAUUCCUGCAAAGACCAAGCAUACAGGAUUGGGCGACUCGGGGAAUGGCAUGAGGCCAAUAGCCCCGUAUGUCAUCUCCGACCCCACAUUGAGUCACGUCGACUCUACAGCCCAGGACGUCCAGUUGCAAUCAGUGGCGGAAGAGUCAUACCUGCAUCAUGGCAACACCAUUAAAUAUGCACGUGUCGGAUAUCCAAAUGUUUUCAUAUCGCUGAGUUCCAAGCCAAUGCAAGCGGAGGACGAGCUGGGAAUCAAGGAAGUCCAUCGACUCCCUUUUUCCAAUGGAUGCAGACCGAAAUUGACAGUGGCAUUGACGCGACUCGGAUCGUUUGUUUUCGGCGGAUUGAGCCAGGCCGCAAAUAUAACUCCGCAUGCUACAUCUAUUCGCAUUUUUAUUGGUCACGGGUUGAAAGACCGCAUCAUAACGUUGAAUCGCCCCCGGUUGUCCAUUGCGGCUCUCAAACAGCUGGGGUUCAGAGUGCACACGGGGACGAGUGAAAGCAAUGGGGUCGCUUACAACAUCUAUUAG
Messenger RNA from Guyanagaster necrorhizus, 762 nucleotides. RefSeq lists its product as uncharacterized. NCBI's taxonomy places the organism in Eukaryota, Fungi, Basidiomycota, Agaricomycetes, Agaricales, Physalacriaceae. The transcript is spliced from 6 exons. The record is from RefSeq and is a predicted model, not a curated record. The coding region runs from base 1 to 762 and encodes 253 amino acids.